AUGCCAUUGUACACAGUCCCCUUGGACAGAUACGCGGACGGAAACCCGGCAAACAACGACGUGAAUGGAACAGUCUUUGAGCACAACUGGAUCAGUAACCAAUUUCGAUUUGGUGGCGACAUAAUCUAUCUUGUUGGCAGUCCAUUCAUCAACGAGCCUUGGAGCGCAGACAGUUACGGUCCCCUCGAUUUGACGUUGCUCGACCAUCACCACGGCGAUAUUGCGGAAUGGAGGGAUCUCAUCACAGAGAUCCACAAGCGCGACAUGUACAUCCUGUUGGAAAAUACUCUCGCUACCAUGGGAGACCUUAUGGGCUUCAAAGGCCACGAAAACGAAUCUACACCUUUCAGCUGGAAUGAGCACAACUAUUUCUGGAAGUCGGACCGGCGAUAUUUGGAUUUCCAGCCUGGUUCAGAGGUUGACCAGUCUUGCGAGUACCCGCGUUUCUGGGACAAGACCGGCCGUCCCGUGAAUGCAACAGACUUGGGGAUCCCUGAUUCUUGCCGCGACAGCGAAUUUGACCUAUACGGAGAAAUGGAGAUGACGGCGGAGGAAGCGCCUGAUGUCCGGGCGAAGAUCAAUCACUUUUCCUGCAUGCAGAUCGCCAUGCUGGACAUCGACGGUUUCCGUCUCGACAAGGCAUUGCAGAUGACUGCAGACGGCCUGGCCGACUUUUCCAGCUUCCAAAGACGUUGCGCACCUCUCACCACGGGCCGCGGAAAGGAGCCCGAGCAGUACUGGCACAACACCACCGAAGCGAUCGCGGCCUCGAACACCAGCGACCCGCAACACUUUUUCCUCGGUCUCGACGGCGACUACCCGAAGGGCUCGGUCGACUUCGUCAGCCUCUGGGAGGACCUCCUGGUGCAAACCGACAUGGUCAACGUCAACACGGGCGUCUUCGACCCGCGGCACGGCUUCGGCACGACCAACCAGGACGUCUUCCGGUGGCCGGCACUCGCAAACGGCACGCAGCGGCAGCUGCUGGGCAACUUCAUCACGACGCUGAUGCUGCCGGGGGUGCCCGCGCUGACGUGGGGCGAGGAGCAGGACAUGUACAUCCUCGACAGCUUCGCCGAGAACUACGUGUACGGCCGCGGGCCGAUGAGCUCGUCGCGCGCGUGGCAGCUGCACGGCUGCUACCAGCUGACUUUGGACCACAAGGACGCGGCGCACCCGGUCCGCAACGUGCUCAAGCGCAUGUACGAGCUGCGCGAGCGGUACCCGGUGCUGAACGACGGAUAUAUGCUGAAGACGCUGUCGAAUCAAACGCACGACUUCCAUCUUCCAGUGAGCGACGUGGAUACGCCCAGGGGCGUCUUCAGCGUGCACCGGAGCGUGGCCGAGGGCGUCCAGGACUUCAGUGGCCAUUCAAUGGGCAACCAGGGCGUCUGGCUCGUCUUCAGCAACGAGCAUGCGCCGACGGAGUUCCUGUUCGACUGCGGCAACGAGACGGCCGCGCUGCUCGCCCCGUUCGGACCGGGCUCCCGCGUCAAGAACCUGUUCCACCCGUACGACGAGUACACGCUGGAAAGCUCCGCAUCUCGCAGUGGAUGUCUGUCCAACAUUACGCUGGGCGAGUGGGGCUUCAAAGCCCACGACGAGAGGAUUCUUGCAACCGUGCCGCCGGGCCAGCAGCAGACGGUGCCCAUACAGCUACACUUCUCCCAGCCAAUGGACUGCAGCUCGGUUGCACGCAGUCUGGAGAUUGAGUCCACGACGGCAGACGGGACUGCGGCCCGGAUCAACGAGGCGAGCAUCACUUGCAGCUCAGCGGCGCCAGAUGAGGACCAGACGGCCGUCGUUGCGGCCCCUCCUGGGACUUGGAUAUUUGCUGCCGUGCUCGAGAACGUCGGGCACGUCGACCGCUUCAUGUUCCGCAUCGGCCGCGACGACAACCCGCUCGUCUUUCCGGGCACCGCGGACUACACCCGCGGCCUGCUCCGCAGAGACGACGGAACAGGACGCCUGCACUUACAGCUGCAGGCGCCCGGGGCGGAGCGCUUCCGCAUCACCUUGGAGGACCAGCCCUGGACCGGGACACUAGAGCAGGCAUGGCGCGGCGAGCACGUCAUCGUCGAGUACUGGAGCCGCAUGGCGUCGAGCAGCCACCACGUGCAGCACGGCGACCUCGCUGAAUCCCAGCCGGCGCGACGGUGGCCACACGCCUUCGUCGAGGGCCACUUCAACGAGUUCGGCUUCGACGCCGGAUUGCCCAACGCCAUGAUGCUGGACGACGACAAGGAAGGCGUGUGGCGCUUCAACGUCUCGGCCGAGUGGCCGAUGCAGGCGAUAAUCAACGUGUGGGGCAUGAAUCCGGACGGCCUGCCCGACAAGAGCAUGCAGCUCGGCGACGUCGAUAGGGAUGGUGUGUUGGACCUGCUGCCGCCGCAGAUGCUGUCCCACAACGUCUUCAAUCUCUCCGACGGUCCGCGCAUGCCGCAUGUCGGCUGGCAGAUCGUCGUCCAUGAUGGGAACUUGACGUACGCGAUGCGGCCCGUCGGCUCGGGGAGCACGCAGCGCCUGCUGUUCUUCCUGCUCGCGCUGGUGCCGCCCGCAGCGGGCGUCCUGGCUGUGUGGGUGUAUAGGAAGUCGUUUUACCUCAUCGAGCAUGUCGGCUUGCAGGGCGGCAGGAGGAAGACGCGGAAGCUCCUCUCCGCGCUCAGUAUGCGGAACAGCCCGCACGAAAAGGACAUCAUCCCGCUCGAAUCCCUCACCCUGCUCUCCCGCCGCCGCGUGCUCAUGGCCACGCUGGAAUACGAAAUCGCAGACUGGAACAUCGCCGUCAAGAUCGGCGGCCUCGGCGUCAUGGCGAGCCUCUCGGGCAAGGUUCUCCCCCACCAGGACCUCAUCUGGGUCGUGCCGUGCCUCGGCGACAUCGAGUACCCUUUCGCUCCCCACGAGGCCGCGCCACCCAUGGCCAUCACCAUGUGCGGCCGCCAGCACCGCGUGGCCGUCUACUACCACGUGCUGCGCAACAUCACCUUCGUCCUCGUCGACGCCCCGAUAUUCCGGCAGCAGACCAAGGGCAAGCCGUACCCGGCGCGCAUGGACGACCUCGACAGCGCCGUCUUCUACGCCGCGUGGAACGCCUGCAUCGCCGAGGCGCUGCGCCGGUUCCAGGUCGACCUGUACCACAUCAAUGACUUCCACGGCGCGCUGGCGCCGCUGCACUUGCUACCCGAAACGAUUCCCGUCGCCUUGUCCCUGCACAACGCCGAGUUCCAGGGCGCGUGGCCGCUGCGGGCCGACGAGGAGUUCGCCGAGAUAUCGGCGCUGUUUAACCUAGACAAGCAGACGAUACGGAAGUACGUGCAGUACGGCGAGCUCUUCAAUCCGCUGCAUGCAGCCGUGAGCUACAUCCGGAUUCACCAAAAGGGAUUCGGCGUCGUGGGCGUGUCGGACAAGUACGGCCCGCGGGCGUAUUCGCGCUAUCCGGUCUUCUGGAGCCUGCCGGGCGUGGGAUCGCUGAGCAACCCGGAUCCGUCCGAUCAUCAUGGCGAGGCGGCAGUAUCUGGCGCAGUAGUACACGAGGCAGACAGGUCCUCGCAGCGGCUUCAGGCACAGCAGUGGGCCGGUCUCAACCCCGAUGCCGACGCCGACCUCUUCAUCUUCGUCGGCCGCUGGUCCAAACAAAAGGGCAUCGACCUGAUCGCCGACGUCUUUCCAUCCAUCUUAGACCGGUUUCCGCGUACCCAGCUCAUUUGCAUAGGGCCGAUCAUCGACCUGCACGGCAAGCUCGCCGCCGCCAAGCUGGCCACGCUGGCACACCGCUUUCCCGGUCGGGUGUUUGCCAAAGGCGAGUUCAUCACCCCGCCGCCCUUCCUUUUCGGCGCCGGCGAAUUCGUCCUCAUCCCUUCGCGAGACGAGCCGUUCGGCCUCGUCACCAUCGAGUUCGGCCGCAGGGGCGCACUGGGCAUCGGGCCUCGCAUCGGCGGCCUCGGACAGAUGCCUGGCUGGUGGUACAAUGCCGAGAGCAUGGCGAGCCGCCAUCUGAUCACCCAGCUCGAACGGACGGUUGAAAUGGCGCUGGCGUCGUCUGAGGAGACCCGGGAGCGAAUGCGGGACGAGGCGUGCCGCCGCCGGUUUCCGGUUGCGCGGUGGGUGCAGGACUUGGAUGUUCUGCAGGGCAGGGCGGUUGAGAUGAGCCGGAAGGCGGCUGCACGAGCGAUCAAGAGAGGUGGUGCGAGGGAUGAUGAGACGGAGACGAGGUUUCCGAGCGGGUCGACGACGGCGGCGGCGAGUACGUGCAGUCUGGAUGGCGAGGAUGCGCUGUUGUUGUCGCCGGAGAAGGGCUACAGCGUUUUGCAGAAAGAGGCGGAUAGUACCCUGAACACGGUGCACACGGGCUUGCUGGAGGAGCGCCCUUCUCAGCUGUUGAGUCUGGACAGCAUCAUCGCGUGCCAGGAGAGCUUCGUGCUGCAAGACUGUGCACCCGUCUUCACCGAUGCCGAUGGUGAAUGCUACGCUGAAUUUGCGCGAGUCCUGCAAACUCAGACAGUGCACUCCACACAGCGGCACACUUGCAUCGCGGAUUUCAUUUACAGAGCUGAGAAGAAGUGGUUUGCACGUCAGUACCGCGGCAAGUGUGACAGGUUGCCACAAUUGCCUACUCUAGUCUCGGGGAUGUCUGGAUUGUGGAGGGCAUGGUUCGGCGGACCCCAAUACUCAGCCGUUCCCGAUGACCCGUCUGAACACCACCCGUCCCCAGCAGCCAGCCGAAACAUACUCCUGUACCGACUUGGCAGCUGGCCGCUCUACAGCCUCUUGAUCGCCCUGGGCCAAAUCCUCUCCGUAAACGCAUACCAGGUAACCCUCCUAACAGGCCGCACAGUCGACACAGCAGCCAGCAUCUACACCAACUCCUUCAUCGUCCUCAUCGGCUCCAUCUGCUGGUGGCACCUCUUCCGUACCGCCAAAUCCGUCUACGUCAUAUCCCUCCCCUUCCUCCUCUUCGGCCUCUCCUUCUUCCUCCUAACCGUCGCGCUGCUCAUGGGCGCCUCACCCGCCGCCUCGCGCAUCCAAGCCGUCGCCAUCGGCGCCUACGCCUUCGGCUCCGCAGGCGGCGCCACCUUCUUCGCGCUCAACUUCGGCACUGAAGGCGGCGUGCCAACCUGGACCCUCGUCUCCCGCGCGACCGCCGUCCAGGGCCUGCAGCAGCUCUACUUCGCGCUCCUCUCCCUCGGCGCCUCGCGCAUCGACGUCGCCCUCUCCCGCGGCGUGCCGCAGCCAGCGCUCAUAAACCCCCACUGGGCCGCCCCCGCAACCCUGCUCGCCGCACUCGCCCUGUGCUCCACCGCCGCCCUCCUCUUCCUCCGCCUGCCCGACUGCUACCGCUCCAAGCCUCCCGUCAUCCCAGCCUUCCACCGCGGCCUGCUGAAUCGGAGAGCAGUACUCUGGUUCCUGUCCAGCGUCGCGGUGCGCGACUUCUGCCUGUCGGGCACGUACGGCCGCAGCUGGCGCUUCCUGUGGGCGUCGCGCGCCGCCGCGCCGACGUGGGCGGUCGGCGUGCUCGUCGUGCUGUUCUUCGGCGUGGUGUGGGCGGCGCUGCUGCGCGGCGUCUGCUUCCGGCUGUCGCGCGCGCACCCGUGGCUGCUGCCCAUCUUCGCCAUCGGCCUCGGCGCGCCGCGGUGGGCGCAGAUGCUGUGGGCUGUGUCGCAGGCGGGGCACUACCUCCCGUGGGUGCCUGGUGGGCCCUCGGCGGCGGCGGGGGCGCUGGUUAGUCGGGGGUUGUGGCUGUGGCUCGGGGUGCUGGAUUCGGUGCAGGGGAUCGGGUUUGGGAUGGUGCUGUUGGGGACGCUGACGCGGGUGCACGUCGUGUGGGUGCUCGCGACGGCGCAGGGGGUGGGCGCGGUUUGCACGGCGGCGGCGAGGGCGUGGGCGCCGAAUAAUGUGGGGCCUGGCGUGGUGUUUCCGAAUCUGCCGUUGGAGGGGUGGGGCGCGGCGGGGUGGAAUGUGUGGUUUUGGGUUUGGCUGGGGCUGCAGGUGGUGGCUUUUAAUGGGUAUUUGUGCUUUUUUAGACGGGAGCAGUUGUUUAAGCCUUAG
This is a messenger RNA of Lasiodiplodia theobromae, 6045 nucleotides long. Its product is annotated as Alpha- -glucan synthase protein. NCBI's taxonomy places the organism in Eukaryota, Fungi, Ascomycota, Dothideomycetes, Botryosphaeriales, Botryosphaeriaceae. The transcript has 13 exons. Gene Ontology annotation, molecular function: alpha-1,3-glucan synthase activity. Gene Ontology annotation, cellular component: fungal-type cell wall. Bases 1 to 6045 code for a protein of 2014 amino acids. The record is from RefSeq and is a predicted model, not a curated record. Gene Ontology annotation, biological process: fungal-type cell wall (1->3)-alpha-glucan biosynthetic process.